AUGCAGGAGCAUUUUGCCAUUAAUGUGUGCCCCGGGCCCAUUCUCCCCAUCCCACAAAUUUCAGACUUUUUCCCACGUUUCCACGACUACCCCUGCACGCCACCGCCCCCUAGGGAGAAGAAGAUCUUGAAGGAGGAGACUUUCAAUGGGGAAACGGGCGGAGGAUACAAGGAUGGGGAGAGAAGAGGGGAGAACGAUGGAGACGGGGAGGAAGUGCUUGACUCUGAUGAUGAAGACACCUACCUGGGAACGCUGGAGUUCACCCUGCUCUUUGAUCAAGAGAACAACUGUCUUCAUUGCACCAUUCACAAGGCAAAGGGUCUGAAAGCCAUGGACUCCAAUGGGCUGGCCGAUCCGUACGUCAAGCUUCAUCUUCUUCCCGGGGCUAGCAAGGCAAACAAGCUACGUACAAAAACCCUGAAGAACACUCUGAAUCCGGUGUGGAAUGAAACGCUGAUCUACCACGGCAUCACGGGAGCCGACAUGACCACCAAAACGCUCAGGCUGUGUGUAUGUGACAUGGACAGACUUGGAAGAAAUGAAUUCAUCGGGGAGGUGAGAGUGGCUCUGAAGAAGCUGAGAGAGGGUGAGACCAAACGUUACAACAUGGGCCUGGAGAGAAUCGCUCAGAAUAAAGAAGCCAACAAUCAAAUGGUGGAGCAGGGAGCGCUGGUGGCGGAGGAGGAGCGUGGACGGAUCCUGGUGUCACUGUGCUAUAACACAGAGAAGGGCUGCCUGCUGGUCGGGAUCAUACGCUGUGCCCAUCUGGCAGCUAUGGACUCCAACGGCUACUCUGACCCCUUUGUCAAAAUCAUCUUACAGCCAGAUAUGGGGAAAAAGUCAAAGUACAAGACCACAGUGAAGAAAAAGACUCUCAAUCCCGAAUUCAAUGAGGAGUUUUCAUAUGAAGUAUCCUUGGACCAGCUGGCAAAGAAAACCCUGGAGAUCUCUGUGUGGGACUAUGACUUGGGAAUGAGCAACGACUUCAUAGGCGGAGUGGAGCUGGGCAUCAAUGCAAAUGGACAGAGACUCAAGCACUGGUUUGAGUGUCUCAAAAACAAAGGCAAGAAAGUCGAGUUCUGGCAUACGCUCACGCAACAAGGAGCUCCGAGCAGCGACAAGCCAGACUAGAUCAUGCAAGACACCCGGGCAGACACACUCAUGCGCACACACACUUUUGACACA
Menidia menidia (Atlantic silverside) is the source of this 1185-nucleotide messenger RNA. The record is from the annotation of a GenBank genome assembly. NCBI's taxonomy places the organism in Eukaryota, Metazoa, Chordata, Actinopteri, Atheriniformes, Atherinopsidae.